Dromaius novaehollandiae (emu) is the source of this 2950-nucleotide messenger RNA. It is a transcript of the gene HSD17B2, whose product is annotated as hydroxysteroid 17-beta dehydrogenase 2. NCBI's taxonomy places the organism in Eukaryota, Metazoa, Chordata, Aves, Casuariiformes, Dromaiidae. The coding region runs from base 48 to 1235 and encodes 395 amino acids. Gene Ontology annotation, biological process: steroid metabolic process. Gene Ontology annotation, cellular component: intracellular membrane-bounded organelle. The transcript is spliced from 5 exons. The record is from RefSeq and is a predicted model, not a curated record. Gene Ontology annotation, molecular function: testosterone dehydrogenase (NAD+) activity; estradiol 17-beta-dehydrogenase [NAD(P)+] activity.
CUUUUGCACUGCCGGCCGUGGGGUCUGCGCGUGCCUGCCUUUCGCCUAUGCGGAUGGAUGCUCUCGGUCUCGGGGCCGGCCGCUGCCCUGGAUGGCUCUGCGUGGCCGCCACGGCGCUGCUUGGGGCGACGGUGCUCUGCGCGGCCAAGAGGAGCCAGGUGGCCGCGGCGAACGGGCUCGCGUGGGCUCUGCUGCCCGCCGCGCUGGGGCUGCUGUGCUGCGCCGCGCUGGGCGCUUGCGGGGGGCUCGUUGCGUUUCUGGCAGCGUGUCUCGUCCCCGCCGCGUCCCUGGGUGCUGGGGGAGUGCUGCCCGUGGGCGGCAGGGCUGUGCUGAUCACAGGAAGUGACACUGGGAUUGGACAUGCGCUGGCUAAAUACUUGGAUAACUUGGGUUUUGUUGUAUUUGCUGGGGUUUUGAAUAAGGAUGGACCUGGGGCCGAAGAACUGAGAAGGACAUGUUCUCAGAGACUUUCCCUCCUGCAGCUGGAUGUAACCAAUCCUACCCAAGUCAAGGAAGCCUAUCUCGAAGUUUCAGAGACAGUGCAAAAUACAGGGCUCUGGGGAGUCGUGAACAACGCUGGCGUCCUGGGGUUCCCCGCAGAUGGUGAGCUGCUCCCCAUGAGCACGUACAGGCAGUGCAUGGAUGUGAAUUUCUUUGGGGCCGUGGAGGUGUCCAAAACCUUCUUACCGUUACUUCGGAAAUCCCAGGGAAGGCUUGUUAACAUAUCAAGUAUGGCAGGAGGCAUUCCACUACCCAAGUAUGCCGCGUACGGUGCAUCAAAAGCAGCUCUGUCCAUGUUUUCUGGAGUAAUGAGGCAAGAGCUUUCCAAAUGGGGAGUUAAAGUUGCUGCAAUUCAUCCAUCAGGCUUCAGAACAGGUAUACAAGGCACAUCUGAACUGUGGGAUAAACAAGAAAAGGACCUAAUGGAGAAGCUUCCAGCAGGCGUGAGGAGAGAUUAUGGAGAAGACUACCUCCUGGAGCUGAAGAGCUACCUCCUGCGCAUGCCUGCCUACUGUGACUCUGACCUCUCCCCCGUGCUGGGUGACGUUCUGCACGCUUUACUGGCCAAGAGGCCGCAGGGCUUGUAUACUCCCGGCAAAGGGGCUUAUGUGCCUCUCCUCAUCUUUUGCUACUUUCCUCUCUGGUUGUACGACUUUUUCAUUAGUAAGUUACUAGGUAUUGAGCCCGUCCCAAGGGCGCUGAGAACAUCAGAAGCUAGAAAUAAGAACCUCUAAGGCUCUUGGGUGGUGAAACAGCUGAGAAAAACACUAUUUUAAGACACUGCUAUUUAUUGUACUUUGUUAAAUCGCAUUUACCCUGCCUUGUAAACUGAGGCAAGUCUCUGUUAAGUGUGACAUCCAGGAAAAGUGGUAGAUAAACAAUGACAGAAAACAAAAUUCUUCCAAAUAGGCCCUGUCUAGAGAUUAACAAUGCAAGAUGCUGCCUUUUGCAUAAGGUAUCUUGAGAGGUUAUGUAGCUCCUGUCUGCUUCAAGAGGCACCAUUACCAACAUGCUGAUGUCUCUCUAACCUGUUCUUAAAAAGUAAAUUGAGACUACACAACUACAUGAAUGCUGUAAACAUUAGAGGUUGUCUCUUCUUACUGUUGGAAAGACUUUCUGAAUGUCUACUGUAAAUUCUGCAACUUCAGGCUAAUACUCUUUUCUUUUUGUUCUGUCCCUGGCGGACAUGAAAAAUGAUUGACCCUUUCCUAACACCUCUCCCCCUCAGGUUUUGUGAAGUAUAGCUCUAAUGUUUAUGACAUGUCCUCUUUGCUAGACUAAGCAACAUAAAUUUUUUUUAAUCUGUCUCUGCUCAAUUUUUUUCCAAGACCUUCAUCAAGAAGGAAACAAUCUCCUUAAAAAAAAAUAAUAGUAAGUAUAUCCAGGGCUACUUUGAUAUCGCUGUCUUGGACAUUGUGUAUUUUAUCUGUAUAUGCUUGUACUUCUUUAUUUCUAAUUGUUAGUAAAUCUGAUCUCACUUCUGCUUUUUGUACAAUUUCUUACUUAGUUUUGUGUUUAUGAAGAACUCAUGAUUUAGCUAGUUUCUCCUAAUACUCUUCCUGUUUUCCCCUCUGCUUUGGGUGUGUUAGUGUUUGGUUCCUUAUGACCACUAAGUCUUCAUGCCUGCUUUAUUGAGGUCUGCUGUCUUUCUUCUGAGCUGCCCUUUCUUCUCAUCUCUUGCAUCUUGCACCUUUUUGCUUUCAGUCGUUCCCUCUCCACUGCAUUUAUUGUAGGAGUGUUGAGUGCCUCUCUGCCACUUGCUUUCCUGUUGCUUAUGUCAAAAACCCUCAAAGUCCCACCCCUUUUUGCAAUGCUCUUUGUACUGUUCUGUUUUGAAAGGUUCUGAUAUGUUGGGGGGAAAAAAAGCUGUGUUCAUCUGCUUUCCCUGGUUUGGCCAUCUAUACUAGGCCUUGCUAUGACAUUAAUUUCCUUUUCGAUGGUGGAAAGUUGGAAGUCAUUACAUCCUGGGCUUUGAAUGGAGACGGACUUCUUUUCUUGGCCUUUCCGGACAAAUUCUAAUCUUCUGUUGCAACCCGAGUCAUGUCACUUAUUCUUCCAGUCAGCUGAUCAAAAUUACAAUUUAAUUUGCCUAUGUAAUAGUCCUUCCCUCUUCUUCUGUGCAUCUUUUUAUAUCAACACAAGACUCCUAUAAAUGCAUAGAGGAUGCUGAGCAGUUUUGGCCCACUUUUUUAAUUCUUGUGCUGGUGUGGAAAUCCUCCUGUCUUGUACGCUUUGUUAUGACUUUUGCUGCCGCGGCUUACCUCCUGGUGGGUUUACACAAGUCUCCCUAUAACAGAUUUUUGCUUUCCUUUGAGAAAAUGCAGCCAAAAACGUUAUUCCCUUAGGCAAUCCAGGGCUAUUUCUGUCUCCCUGCUCAUUUCUUCCUUUACCUUUUCCAUGAAACUUCUUUUAUGUAUUUUUACUGGCAAAUAAUAAAUAGUGUUUAGUA